Messenger RNA from Fraxinus pennsylvanica, 303 nucleotides. NCBI's taxonomy places the organism in Eukaryota, Viridiplantae, Streptophyta, Magnoliopsida, Lamiales, Oleaceae. The record is from the annotation of a GenBank genome assembly.
AUGGGAGUUGGUGUCUCGACAUCUGGUGCAACGGGGAAUGCUUCUGGCGUGAGAAUAGUAGUCACCGGGGAUGCGAAGACGAGGAAAUCGAGCUUCAUAGUUACGGUUGCAGUGGAAAAUUGUCCAACCAAUGUUCCUCCGAUGGUGCCACCUACAAGGCUGCCAUUAUUGAUAAUUAUUCCAGGCCGAUUUCACUAUGAAAGUAGCUUUUCACAGAUUCAGAGCAUUGCUAACGGGGUGAGAAUCUGCUGUAGAACACAGAUGUUCCAAGGUUGCAAAGGUUCUGAAAUCUUGCAGAAGUAA